This is a messenger RNA of Ilyonectria robusta, 1554 nucleotides long. RefSeq names its product cytochrome P450. The record is from RefSeq and is a predicted model, not a curated record. The transcript has a single exon. Lineage: Eukaryota; Fungi; Ascomycota; Sordariomycetes; Hypocreales; Nectriaceae. Gene Ontology annotation, molecular function: oxidoreductase activity, acting on paired donors, with incorporation or reduction of molecular oxygen; monooxygenase activity; heme binding. Bases 1 to 1554 code for a protein of 517 amino acids.
AUGGCACUUAUCAAGAUCCUACAUACCCCUCAGGGACAAGCAUUCGUCGCUCUCGCAGCUCUGGUUACUAUCAUCAAGUUCGCCUUGUCUCGCCGACGGACACGCUCUUCACCGCUUCCUCCUGGACCCCCCGGAGAGCCCAUUCUAGGCCACCUGCGCAUCAUCCCGACCGACAAUCCCGAAAAUGCAUACAUGAAGUGGUCUCGAGAAUAUGCUUCAGAUAUCAUUUCAUUCAACGUGCUCGGGCAGCCCAUCGUCGUGCUCAACUCUGUCCAUGCGGCGAUCGACCUCCUCGACAAGCGGGGAGCCAACUACUGUGACAGACCUCGAUUUGUCCUCUUCGAGGUGAUGGGGUGGCGCAAAACGCUCACGUUUCUUCGAUGGGGCCCGGAAUUUCGAAAACAUCGCAGCAUAUUGCAGAGAGCCUUCCAGAGGACUAGCAUUGUCCAGCACCGCCCCCUGCAAGAGCGGGAAAUGACUGUGAUGUUGAAGGGACUCCUCCAGAAACCGGAAGAUUGGGAGACGAUCAUGAGAAGAUUUGCUACGGCCGUGGUACUUGGCAUUGGCUUCGGCAUCAAGAUCGACACAGAUACUGACCCCUUCAUUCAAGUAGCUGCCGAUGCCAGCUACGCUCUCGGGCACGGGGGUGCUCCGGCUGGAACGCCGGUAGAUUUCUUCCCAUUUCUAAAGUCCCUUCCGCGAUGGUUUCAUGACCGCUCAUUAAAGUUUGCAAGCGAUUGGAGGUGGGCCAUUCGAAACCUCCACGAUAAGCCAUAUGAGGCCGUGAUAUCGUCGAACGAGAAAGGGCAAUCCCUGAUUCACACCCUGCUCAGUCAGAGGAAUAAACAACUCGGAAAUGGCCAAACGCCGGAGCUAUCAGUCGAGGAUAUCAAAGGAGCAGCUGGUGCUGUCUAUGCGGCAGGCCAGGAUACGACCUGGAGCACGUUGAUCGUGUUUGUGCUUAACAUGAUUCUCCAUCCCGAGGUGCAAGAGAAGGGCCAAAAGGCUGUGGAUGAGUUUGUGGGUCGAGACAGGCUGCCCACCUUUGAAGACCGGCCGCAACUCCGAUACGUUGACUACAUCGUCCAGGAGACGCUACGCUGGUGCCCGGUGUCACCAAUUGGAGUCCCACAUCGCUCGUUGCAAGACGAUAUAUACGAGGGCUACUUGAUUCCCGCGGGAUCAUUCGUCUACGCCAACGCCCGAGCAAUGACACACGACGAGCGGACAUAUCAAAACCCCGACACAUUCGAUCCUGACCGUUACAUUCCCGUAGAGGAAGGCGGACGAGGGGAACCAUUUCCCAACGGGCAGUUUGGAUUCGGACGAAGGGUAUGCGUUGGCCAGCAUCUGGCUGAGGCGAGCGUGUGGAUCGUGGUUGUGGGGAUGCUGAGCACAUUGAAGAUCCAGAAGGCAUUGGAUACAGAGGGAAGGGAGGUAACGCCUGUGGUGGAAUUGACGAAUGGGUUGACGAGUCAUCCUACGAGAUUUGCUUGUCGGAUUGGACCAAGGGAUGAGGAGGGAGUAGAUGUUAUUCUCAAUACCCCAUUAUGA